AUGAAAACUUUUGAAGACCUUCCGUGUGAAUGUCUUCAGGAAAUAUUUUUGCAUUUGGAAGAUGAAUAUUCAACACUUUACAAGUGUAUGUUUGUCAAUCGUUUUUGGUGUUGGCUAGUGGUUCCUAUAUUGUGGCGUAGUCCUUUUCAACCUAUUAACAACUCGCGGCUUAACUCUUUUCAACGUAUCGGCAAACGUGCCAGCAGUAAUUCGCAUAGUUUGUGUAGAACAUAUAUUGCGUCGUUAGAUGAGGUCGAAAAAGAAAUAAUACACCCGUAUGAUAGUCGUCACAACCUUCCAAAACCACUGUUUCAAUAUUCUUUGUAUUUAGAGAAAUUGUCAUUCACAGAUAUAGCGACAAUAAUAGUUGAGAGUUGGAUUAGACAUGGUGAACAAAUUGAAAUACCACGCGAUGAAUGUGUUGACAGGCUCGGAAGAAUCAUGACCGCUAUUCUUCGAUUGAUCCUGAGAACUAGUCGUUUAAGAGAGGCCAAAAUCUCCAAUUGUUUUAUUUCCUACGAUAGUCUUGGUGGCAUUCCAUUUUCCUAUGAUAUUCUGGGUGGCGUCUCAUUUUCAUCCUAUCAACCCGGAUUUUCACAAUUACGCAAUUUGGCAAUUAGUGUGAGCCUACUACAUCCAAUUCCAAACCUUACAGAAUUAUUGAGAAAUUUGUCGAAAUUAUGCACCAAUCUUCAAGAACUAGAAUAUGAGAUUGACGAUUAUCCGGAUUCUGCAAUCAUAGGCUCAUUGAUUAACAUCAUAACUGUGCAGUCUAAUCUAAAAAAGUUUUCGCUGGACAUUUGUGAUUCUUACACGAACGGAACGGGAAGAUUUAUAACAGCUUUAAGUUCUCAGAAAGAAUCUCUAAAUUCGCUUUCUUUACUUAACAUCAAUUUCUCAAACAUCAAUCUGAAUCGAAUUGCGGGAUGUACAAAGCUAGAAACCAUUGGCAUGCAUAAUUGUUAUGGAACUACAAAGGGUACUUGUGAAAUGUUUUUGCAAUCACCAGUUCAACUCAAGAGUUUGACUUUAGACGGAAAUGAUUUUAUCGAUGAUAUAUUUUUACCAGCACUCAUCGAAAAGGCAGGAAAAACAUUAUUGGACUUGCGCACCGAUGAGAUAUCCGAAAAAACAUUAACGUCGUUGACCAAAUUUUGUCCGAACUUGGCUAAAUUCACACUAUUAUAUUAUGAGCAAGACUGCGACAUAUUUUUAGAUUAUUUAAAAGAGUCCAAAAUAAGGCAAUUCGCUAUUGAAUCUUCUGACUACCAUUAUUCAUCCGACUUGUUAAGAAUUUUAGGCGAAUUUCUUCCUUCUAAUCUUGAGAAAAUGUAUUUCAACUGUGAAUUUAGCAUAGAAUCUUUUGAAAAAUUUCUAGUAGACUAUAACGAUUCAUCAUCUAAAUCAUUGACGACUUUGUAUAUCAAAGACAUUUCGGGUCUUGCUCUUAGUUACCUUAGGGCAAUUGAGAGCUAUGCUGUGUGCAAUCCAUUGAAAAAUGUGGUGAUAGAACCCAUGAUGGAGGAUGCCUUAGACGAGUUAUCGGAUUUUGUACAAAGUAUCGGAAAGAAGGGAAUUAAUGUCUCUUUCGCAAGAGUGCUUUAG
Acaulospora morrowiae is the source of this 1605-nucleotide messenger RNA. The record is from the annotation of a GenBank genome assembly. NCBI's taxonomy places the organism in Eukaryota, Fungi, Glomeromycota, Glomeromycetes, Diversisporales, Acaulosporaceae.